AUGAAGGAUCUUACAUUAUGCUUUAAAACACAUAAAAAUUGUAAUUCUGACCAUACUAAAUGGAUAAUAGUUAGUGAUAGCAGGAGUGUAUUAGAAAACCUUGCAAAUAAUCAAUUUCAUGCUAACACUAAUUAUGUCAUUUAUUUAAUAAAAGAACUAUGGGUCGAACUGUCCAAAUUAGAUAUAGUAGUUCGUUUUGUUUGGGUUCCUUCACAUAUUGGCGUCAUAGGAAAUGAAAGGGCAGAUUACCUGGCCAAAAAAUUGUUGAAGUAUGUGUCAAGCAUGGGGAGACAUUCAUAUCAAUACACACACCAUGAAAAUAAAGGAAACUGGUUUGCUAGUAUGGAUGUCCAAAUAAACUCCACUCCUUGGUUUUGCAAGAAAAAUAAUUUUAUCAAUAGAAAAUUUUAUUCAAUUAUUUGUCGUAUGCGUUUUGGUCAUUAUAGAUUAAAUUGUCAUCUUCAUCGUAUUAAAAUGGCUAUUUCUCCCUAUUGCGAAUAUUGUCAAUCACAAAAAAUUCAAUCACUACAUCACAUUUUCUUCGAAUGUUCAUCUUUCAACAUUCAGCGCCUUGUGUUGGCGGAUGAGCUUUUAAAAAUCUAUAAGAAGCCUAACCGGGUCCCGCAAUGUUUAAAAGAGUUGCUUAAGAAUGCCUCAACUUAUGUUUACUUGUAUAAAUUUAUAAAAGACACUGUAAAUGAUAUUUAGUUGUUUUUUGUUUGUUUCGUUGAAAUUUCUAUUACGUAGUAAUAUUGUAAAUAUUGUUAUUAAGUCUUACUUGUUAACUAUUUUACAGGAUAUUGGUUUCAGACAUAUAUUAUAAAAUGUAUUAUAAUCAGUUCUUUAACAGCUGAGUCUGACAGAUAAUAUCUGCCAUUGAUUAUAUUUGAACUUAGAGGAAGUACUUAC
Manduca sexta (tobacco hornworm) is the source of this 909-nucleotide messenger RNA. RefSeq lists its product as uncharacterized. Gene Ontology annotation, molecular function: RNA-DNA hybrid ribonuclease activity; nucleic acid binding. Bases 1 to 708 code for a protein of 235 amino acids. NCBI's taxonomy places the organism in Eukaryota, Metazoa, Arthropoda, Insecta, Lepidoptera, Sphingidae. The record is from RefSeq and is a predicted model, not a curated record. The transcript is spliced from 3 exons.